Laccaria bicolor S238N-H82 is the source of this 765-nucleotide messenger RNA. RefSeq lists its product as uncharacterized. The record is from RefSeq and is a predicted model, not a curated record. The coding region runs from base 1 to 765 and encodes 254 amino acids. The transcript is spliced from 9 exons. NCBI's taxonomy places the organism in Eukaryota, Fungi, Basidiomycota, Agaricomycetes, Agaricales, Hydnangiaceae.
AUGGUUGCUUCAGGACUUCGCCGCGCUCAAAUUGGAGAAGCGAAGGGGAAAAUCUACGAAUCUGAAAAUGAUCCAGUUGGAACGCCGCAGCCUGAGCCCAUGCCUUAUCUAGGCCGAGGCGCUGCCCAAAUACGGUUGACGGUGGAUGACAUGAAGCGCUGGACCCACAAUGUCGUAAGUGACUCUAUUAUGCACCCUCACGAUCACAAAAGACGAUCCUAUUCUUCGAACAUACCCACCAAAUUCUGCAACUUAAGCGACAUGAGGUUUAACAAGCGAAAAUUGGCUCUGGAUGAUGCCCGAACUCACGAUCUUAGACUGACCGACAUUAACGAUGCUGGGAUUCUUAUCGCCAUGCCAUCGUGCUCGUCUCUAGUUAUCACCUCCUUGGACUCAAUUAGCAAGAGGAUACGAACGUGCGGUAUUUAUCCCGGUGAUACAUACCCACUGGAAUGUGCCGCUACCCGUGUCGGCAGUGGUGAAGACCUUCCCUCGGCCAAACGAAAACGAUCGACCUUGGUCAUUCUUGUUCAAACUCCUCAAUUACACCUUGCAAGUGUCAAUCUAGAGAAAUUAAAGCGUGCAAGGACAGUCGCUUCCUUGACUCAAGACGUUGAACUCGAUUCCACCGCCUCCGCCUGUCUCCGCUCGGAUCUUUACCAGCAGUCUGUCAACGUCGAGUUUUGGAUUUCAAUGUACCGUGGACCCUACACGCCCCCCGCUAUCGCUUAUCCAUCAGAUCCCGCCAACGCAUUGCUUGACUAG